CACCUCUUCGAAUUUAUUUCUGGGUUUAACCGAGGACGUAACAACAGGCGACGAAUAGAAAGAGGAGAGACUUUAAUAAUGGCAGGUAUUGACGGAGAGGAAAAUCAGAGGGAUACGUGCAUUAUUCAUUGUCAAGAUCCUUCUUUAUCACCAUCUUUCCCCAUCAGCCUCAAGUUCAUCGACGUGUCCUACAAGGUGAAGAUCCAUGACAGUGGCGGCUACUCUGCCGGCCUCAAGCGCCUUCUUGGAAUGGGAUCCACGGCUACGGUUGAGGAGCGAACCAUCCUCAGCGGCGUCACCGGCAUGGUUUCUCCCGGAGAGAUCCUCGCCGUUCUUGGACCCUCUGGGAGCGGCAAAUCGACGCUCCUCAACGCCGUCGCUGGGAGACUCCGCGGACCAGGUCUCACCGGCAAAAUCCUCGCCAACGACAGAAAACUCACCAGGCAGAUCAUAAAACGCACUGGAUUCGUCGCCCAGGACGACCUUCUCUACACUCACCUCACCGUCCGUGAAACCCUAGUUUUCUGCUCCUUGCUCCGGCUCCCGAGAACCCUAACCAGAGCCGAGAAGGUUAGAACAGCGGAGUCGGUGAUAUCAGAGCUUGGCCUGACGAAAUGCGAGAACACCGUCGUCGGAAACAGCUUCAUCAGGGGAAUUUCCGGCGGAGAGAGGAAGCGGGUGAGCAUCGCGCACGAGCUGCUCGUGAAUCCGAGCCUCCUUGUCCUGGACGAGCCCACGUCAGGGCUGGACGCCACGGCGGCUCACAGGCUGGUGCAGACGCUGGUGACGGUGGCUCACGGGAAGGGGAAGGCGGUGGUGACGUCGGUGCAUCAGCCGUCGAGCCGCGUGUUUCAGAUGUUCGACUCGGUGCUUCUUCUUAGCGAAGGGCGGUGCUUGUACUUCGGCACGGGCGGAGACGCCGUCUCCUACUUCGAGACCGUCGGCUUCUCGCCGGUGUUUCCAAUGAACCCGGCGGACUUCCUCCUCGACCUUGCCAACGGAAUUUGUGAGGUGGAUGGGGAGGGGCCGAACGUGAGGCAAACCCUAGUCACCGCAUACGAUACUCUUAUGGCUCCAGAGGCUAAGAGGAGCAUUGAAGCAGCCGUGGCAUUGGCUCAUGAAAACCCGGGCUUUAUCACGGGGAAAGAGCGGCGACUAAACCUUGGUAAAUGGUUCAGCCAACUCUCCAUUCUCCUCCACAGACUCUUCAGAGAACGCCGCCACGAUUCCUUUGACGGCCUUCGCGUCUUCCAAGUUGCCGCUGCUUCUCUUCUCUCCGGCAUCAUGUGGUGGCACUCUGAUUACCGCCAUUUACACGACCGCCUCGGGCUUCUCUUCUUCAUCACCAUCUUCUGGGGGGUACUUCCGUCCGUCAACGCUGCAUUCAUAUUCCCUCAAGAACGCGCCAUUUUCUCUCGAGAACGCGCUUCUGGGAUGUACACUCUCUCUCCCUACUUCAUGGCUCACAUCCUCGGAUCGCUAUCCAUGGAGCUCGUCCUCCCCAUGGCUUUCUUAACGCUAACUUACUGGAUGGUUGAUCUCAAACACGGUCUUUCAGCCUUUCUCCUGACCCUCGCAGUACUCUUGCUGUACGUCGUGGCCUCACAGGGCCUCGGCCUCUUGUUUGGUGCAGCGAUCAUGGACGCAAAAAAGGCCUCCACGAUCGUGACGGUGACGAUGUUAGCGUUCGUUCUGAUCGGCGGUUACUACGUUCACAAGGUGCCUGCGUGCAUGGUGUGGAUGAAGUACGUGUCCACGACGUUCUACAGUUACCGCCUCCUGAUCGACGUGCAAUACGGACGCGGCGACGAGAUCUUUAAGGCCAUCGGGUGCUGGUCAGAGGGUCGCCGGAGAUUCGACGGACAGUGCCGAUUCGUGGAGGAUGAGGUGGUCGCAGAUAUUGGGCCGUGGAAGAGUGUCGGUGUUUUGUUGUUGAUGAUUGCUGGAUACAGAGUAUUGGCGUACUUGGCUUUGAAGCGGAUCAAACAUUAAUUAAAUAUAUGAACGUAACAACCUAAAUUUUGAUUUAUCACUACUUAUUGACAUACACACAUUCAGUCAUUCGGAUGUAUUUUGUAUACAAGACAAAAUCAUUCAGAUUCUAUAUGCUCUGUUUGUCCAUGUCUGGUUGAUUUGAAUUAAAGGUAAGGUAUAACAUUUUCUG
Messenger RNA from Tarenaya hassleriana, 2164 nucleotides. RefSeq names its product ABC transporter G family member 25-like. Lineage: Eukaryota; Viridiplantae; Streptophyta; Magnoliopsida; Brassicales; Cleomaceae. Gene Ontology annotation, cellular component: membrane. The transcript is spliced from 4 exons. Gene Ontology annotation, molecular function: ABC-type transporter activity; ATP hydrolysis activity; ATP binding. The record is from RefSeq and is a predicted model, not a curated record. Bases 79 to 1992 code for a protein of 637 amino acids.